Messenger RNA from Aspergillus japonicus CBS 114.51, 554 nucleotides. RefSeq lists its product as uncharacterized. Gene Ontology annotation, molecular function: arsenite transmembrane transporter activity; antiporter activity; antimonite transmembrane transporter activity. Gene Ontology annotation, cellular component: plasma membrane. The transcript has a single exon. NCBI's taxonomy places the organism in Eukaryota, Fungi, Ascomycota, Eurotiomycetes, Eurotiales, Aspergillaceae. The coding region runs from base 165 to 500 and encodes 111 amino acids. The record is from RefSeq and is a predicted model, not a curated record. Gene Ontology annotation, biological process: antimonite transmembrane transport; arsenite transport.
GUUCAUGGUAUGCAUCCGUCCUCCUUCGAAACUGACGAGACCCAAGAAACGUGCUGAUUAAGUAUUGGUGCUGGGCGCAGCGGGGUCUGACCUGGGCAAUUCUACUAGGCGAGAGAGGUCUGAGAGAGGGCCUAAUUCUGAUUGGAAUUGCGCAUUGCAUUGCCAUGGUAUGUACACUCUCUCACUUCCAGGGACGCAAUGUCAUGCAGUGCAGGAUUGACGGACACAGGUUCUUGUCUGGACAGGAUUUGCAGGCGGUGGUGGCGAAUACUGCGUCAUCCUCGAGGCGAUCAACUCCAUACUGCAGAUUGUCGUGCACACAAAGCUUCACUGCGGCAUGUAAUAACUUCGAGUCGGCAAUCGCAGUGGCAAUUGUCACAUUUGGCUUGGAUAGUGAGGCGCCAGCUGCUACCGUUGGGCCACUGGUUGAGGUGCCGGUGUUGUUGGAAAUGGUGUAUGCAGUUCGGUGGUAUGCCAGGAAGCGGAGGUGGGAAGCGUAAAUCAUAAACUUUUCUUGUCCUUCAACUUGAUAGAAUACACCCUAGAGCUAUCCG